UGAUUCCAAUGUCUGUGGUUCGCAUUCACAUUUACCUUUGGCCCUCCAUCUUUCAUUGUGUCUUGUGCAGUUAUAGUUUCUCAGAGUUCACACAAGCUUCACUACAAUAAAUGUUAAUUCCGAAUCCCAAUGAAUGCUGUCAUUGUGGCUCCACAGUGCCUUCGGCAGAGCUCUCGCUCGCUCCACUGUCUCUGAGGCUAACGUUCUUGCCAUUAACAAAUGCCUCUAUGCAUCCUAUCAUCGCACCUCCGGUCCGAUCCGUACUCGCGUACAUUAUGAAUCCUGGGAAACGCAACCCUCAUCAAAUAGCUCCGCGGGUGAACAAGAUGACAAGGUCAGCGAUGUCGGUGCGGAGCAAAGGCGUUCCUGCGUCGAAUCCGACGAAGCCAAUGAUGCGCCCUUCCCAGAUGCAAGCACCAGCCUGCAAACGGGACCGCAGCAGAUUACUUCGAAGCCUCUAAGUAGACGGAAGUUAAAAGCACAGAGGCCUUCUCCAUCUCAUUGGUUGAUCUCUGCAUUAGAGGCGACUGCACAAUUUCAAUCUGUUCCGCCAAAAUUUAACGGAAAAGCAGAUUUAUCGUACAUUGCGCCGUGGAAACUUGGAGCAAAGCAAAGGGGAAAGUCUCCCUUGUCCCAUUUACCAUCCUCGCACCACCUAUCCACUUGCGCCCAUUCGGAUCAUAUUCUUUCCUUUCAAUUUAUCGUGGCGGACUACAUAAGACAAAUUUGGCCAAUUAUUCAGUAUUACGACCCGAUUUCCUUAGACGAGAGUUUGCAAGCCCACCUCGACAGAGCGAUAUUCAAUGUCUACAAUGAAAAGUCUAUAAAGUUCCUAGAAUUAAGGGGCUAUGGGCCUGAGGAUAUUGUCAAAUGGGCCUGGAUUUUGACCGCGCCGGACACAGAAAGAGCGGCGUGGAGACUCAUGAUGAUAGCGACCCCGAGGUUUAACCGUGAAGGCCCUCAGCACAAAAAUGUACCUUCUUUCUUACUCCUCUUUCUCUUGCGACGGGCAAAUAUCAAUGGUCGGACUCUGAAAAUAUUACUUUCUCACGCUUGGGAUCAACUGCUUGGCCGGCGGCCCCACUUCAGGAAUAGAAGAUCCCCGGCGGCUGCUCGACGAGAAAACCUUGUCAAGGGGGACGGCGGAACUGCUCGAAGAUGGAACACCUCGGAUGCACUUUCGCGAAUGCCUUCUCAAAUGGACGAAUCGACUAUGAUGACUCUAGUGGUUAGACUUCUUCGUCAUGCGCGUCAAGUCUGGCCAGCAUCAAUCCCUAGCAUUACUUCCAUGCUCUCGCUUCAUGGCAAAAAGGAAGCUGAUCACGGUUUUGAGCCGAAUGCGAGGACAUCACUCAAGUCGCCGGUUGUAUCGAGGCUAACAUUUUUGUACAACCGCGCAUUGACACUGCUAUCUGUGCCGUCAUCUCAAUCGCCUUUUCUCUCUCUCCCUUAUCAUCAGCGGGCUCAAUUCAACCUCUUGAAGAAAAUGGCCCAUUUCAAUCCACCCUUGAUUAUCAACCGUGAGGGCUACCGGGCCGUCACGAGGGUACAGCUCGCUCACAAGAAAACCCUGCGAGAACGAGCGUGGGCUGCAAUGAAGGCCAAGUCUUGGCCGCCAUGGAAAGAAGACAAACUCGGGAUAGAUGCAGAUAAAGGUUUUGAAGAUGGCAUCAGCCGAGCAACUGAAUCCAUGCUGCGGCUCAAGGAGGCCGGCUACGCCCACACUAAUUGGGAGCUUUCUGCAAACAUUCUCGCUGGAUGGGACACGGAUCAAAGCCCAACCAUUCAAACCAGAGCUCUCGUACGUCGGGCAAGCGGCGGUCAAGGGGUUGUUCCACCUUCGCAGGCUGAGCAAUCCCAUGAUAUCUGGGCUGCACGGAUUCGAGCUACGCGCACGGUAGAGGAGGCCUGGGCCGGCUUUCUUGCCUUCAAAGACCAGAAGCUCCGUCCCUCGUCUGAAAUAUACCUUGCCAUGUUUGAGAAAUUAGUCUUUGACAAGAAGAGAAUUAAAGAGGAGGAAAGGAAGCUCAGAGACCUGGAAAGCGGUCGCAUCACGGAGGAACAAGCCUUUGACGAAGACGAUGAUCUUCUUCCUGGCGACAGCAAAAGAGUAUAUCCAGCACCUAUUUCUCCUAGAGAGGCUGUACAUAUUCCAUCUCCACUACUCCCGCUGGAUACUCUCUUUGAUGAGAUGGUCCGAGAAGGAUGUACUCCUUCUCCACGAUGUUUGAGUUUUUUACUACUCCAUGCCAACUCGUUAGACGCUGGCUUGACAUAUUUUCGACUUAGUGGACUGCCACCGUCAGUUUUGGCAAGCGUGUUUCAGCCGCCGGAAACGCUUUUAGCCUCUGCCUCGGAACAACUUCGUGCAAUACCUGAGAAUGUCUUCUCUUCCCUGAUCAACUUAUUCUGUCGAUUUGCUCCGUAUUCAACAAUUGAUAUUCGCCAAGAACAUGCGCUGAUUGAGCAUGGAGCUGACAAGAGAAGACCAUAUAAUCGAGUAAAACCUCUGCUUCAUGCAUUUUCUCUCGUUACGGCUCGAGGCUCUUCAUAUCGGUCAUGCUGGUAUUCUUUGCUCGGCGCCUUAGCCCGAGAUGGCGCAGUGGUCAGCUAUUGGGAAUACAAAAGUGCACCUGUCUGGCACGACGUUCUCUCCUGGAAGAUCAUACGCCAGACUAUGGCAAAAAUGGAACUUUUUGGCAUCGACAUCGACGGGAAAGCAUUUCAAACCGUCUGCAUCGGGCUGGAAAAGGCAAUCUUAGGGAGCUACGAGCUACGUCUUGGGGCGCAGUGUCAGUCAGCUACGGAAGGGGGGGUCGAACUAUCUCGUCAAUGGCAAGAAGGGACAAUCAUCCUUGAGGGCAGCUCUCAAAUCAUCCAGCACUGCUUCAGAAGGCUUGUUGGGGCUACGCUGAAUUUCUCUCUGCAUGACAUUGCUCCGCUGCAUCCUGCUGAGUGGAACCCCAAUGAAGAGCAAGGCAUCGGCUCAUCAACCCUCUUGCCAUCUCUGCUUGAAAUUCCGGCCCCAGCUGUGCUGCACUCGUUCGUACGAGUUCUGGGCCUACUUCAAGACUAUGACGCACUCUUCUCUCUGGUCCAGUGGAUGAGACUGUACUCUCAAGAGCUCGAAGCAGUGGCCGGUGAAUCGAGCAAUGGCGAGCGAAUAUUACGGAGAACUCUGGUGGCCUUGCGCGUCUUUGUCGAACGGAGCUGGAAGGAAUCAGAUGGCUUGGACCUCGAAUGGGAGAUAUCUGAACCUGAUGAAAGGACGUCGCAGCAUACAAUCGAUUUGAUCCGGGAGCAGGUGGAAUUGGUUCCAGGCUGGGGCAGAUGGCCUAGCGACGAGGAGGUCGAAGAUUAUAUUCAAUCUGGGCGAUUUCCUGUGGAGUACCUAGAAUAGACGUCCUUGGUCUCGCAAGUUGUAUACUAGGAUCUUAUGCUUUUUCGGCGCAUGUCAUGAAUGACGAUGAUCAAGAUAGAGUGGGCAUUCAGCAUAUGAAAUGGAGUCUGGCGUUUCCGAGUGGCACGGCCGUGUCAGCAGAAUUGAGGGGACUUUUUGGUUCUUUUGUGGGUCGCUGGUGUGGUCUUUGCAUUAUCAAGCAUUUACGCUAUCGGCCAAUUACAAGGCUACAGAGGGGGUACUUUGAAGCCGUCAAUCUGCAGAGCAUUGAUAUUUUUCCGAUUGGCUGAUCGUCAAUCUGAUCAGGUGUUUUAUGCCUAAAGGGAUGUUUCAGAAAUGAAGGUAUCAGGAGAUGAGUGCAGUACAGCGGUACAUGGGAGACAAGGAGAAGGGCC
Xylona heveae TC161 is the source of this 3795-nucleotide messenger RNA. RefSeq lists its product as hypothetical. The record is from RefSeq and is a predicted model, not a curated record. The transcript has 2 exons. The coding region runs from base 134 to 3400 and encodes 1088 amino acids. Lineage: Eukaryota; Fungi; Ascomycota; Xylonomycetes; Xylonales; Xylonaceae.